ACCUGAAGGUGCGUGGCGUCACGCCGCCCGCGCCGCGCUGAUUGGCUCCUCCUUGGAGCCCCGCCCCCUCCGCUGUGGCCAAGCCGGCUUCAGCGUCGCCGCCAUCUUUGUUGAUGUGUCAGCUCCGCGGGGGUUUCGGGGGGAAGCUGCGGCGGCGCGCGAGGGGAUCGGCCCGGAUCUCCACCGCCUCCUCUCCUGCCUACACCUGAUUUGGCGGAGCCCACCAUGGAGAAGGUGGCCUGUGAACCGGAGCUCCAGCGGCCUCUUUAGGGUGCGGCCUGGGGCUUGGAGAAGUGGGAUGUAAAACGAAGAUCAGGAGCAGAUUUGAAGAAAUGCAAAGUGAGUUGGAGCCAGUCAGCAUGUCAGAGACAGAGCACGGAACAUCCAUUUCCUCUGAUACACAUGUUGGAAAAGCAUCUGAACUAAAAGAAGACUCAGGCAACUCAUUUUCUGGUGAUGAUGAAAGCAACAGAUUGGAAAAUGAAUUCAAACUAUUGUCACUAAACUUGGACAAAAUUUUGCACCAACCUCAUGAACACAGUAAUCAAGUUGAAGUACAAGAAAAUUGUAUUCUAGAUCAUAGUAGAGAUGAAGAUUCUUGUACUAAAGCAGACACAUGCCCAGAAAAUUCUGAACAAAUAGAUAACUUCCCUAGUGGAGAUUUUGUAAAGCAAGUACCAAAAACAAGUGAAACAGAGCAGACAGUAACACAAAUAUUGGCAGAAUUAAGGUCAUCUACAUUUACAGAAGCUGCUAAUCAAAAGACUUAUUCAGCAAGCCCCUAUGAUACAGACUGCACUAAAAAACUUAUUUCAAAAAUAAAGAAUGUUUCAGCCUCAGAGGACUUGUUGGAAGAAUUAGAAUCUGAGCUCUUAUCUACAGAGUUUGCAGAAGAACACCAAGUGCCAAAUGGAAUGAAUAAAGGAGAGCAUGCAUUAGUUCUUUUUGAAAAAUGUGUACAAGAUAAAUAUUUGCAGCAAGAAUACACGAUAAAAAAGUUAAUUAAAGAAAAUAAGAAGCAUCAGGAUCUCAUCUUAGACAUUUGUUCAGAAAAAGACAAUUUAAGAGAAGAACUAAAAAAAAGAACAGAAACGGAGAAGCAGCAUAUGAGCACAAUUAAACAGUUAGAAUCAAGAAUAGAGGAACUUAAUAAAGAAAUUAAAGCUUCCAAAGAUAAACUAGUAGCCCAAGACAUUGCAGCUAAAAAUGCAGUUCAGCAAUUACACAAAGAGAUGGCCCAACGGAUGGAACAGGCCAAUAAGAAAUGUGAAGAGGCACGCCAGGAAAAAGAAGCAAUGGUAAUGAAGUAUGUAAGAGGUGAGAAGGAAUCUUUAGACCUUCGAAAGGAAAAAGAGAUACUUGAGAGAAAACUUAGAGAUGCAAAUAAAGAAUUUGAGAAAAACACUAACAAAAUUAAGCAGCUUUCUCAGGAGAAAGGACGCUUACAACAGCUGUAUGAAGCAAAGGAAGGCGAAACAACUAGACUCACCAGAGAAAUAGACAGAUUAAAGGAGGAUAUCAACUCUCACAUCAUUAAAGUAAAAUGGGCACAAAAUAAAUUAAAAGCUGAAAUGGAUUCACACAAGGAAACCAAAGAUAAACUCAAAGAAACAACAACAAAGUUAACUCAAGCAAAGGAAGAAGCAGAUCAGAUACGACAAAAUUGUCAGGAUAUGAUAAAAACCUAUCAGGAAUCAGAAGAAAUUAAAUCAAAUGAGCUUGAUGCAAAGCUUAGAGUUACAAAGGGAGAACUUGAAAAGCAAAUGCAAGAAAAAUCUGACCAACUAGAGAUGCAUCAUGCCAAAAUAAAAGAACUAGAAGACCUGAAGAGAACAUUUAAGGAGGGUAUGGAUGAGCUACGAACUCUGAGAACAAAGGCAAAAUGUCUAGAAGAUGAACGAUUAAGAACAGAAGAUGAAUUAUCAAAAUAUAAGGAAAUUAUUAAUCGCCAAAAAGCUGAAAUUCAGAAUUUAUUGGACAAAGUGAAAAUUGCAGAUCAGAUACAGGAGCAGCUUCAAAGAGGUAAACAAGAAAUUGAAAAUUUGAAGGAAGAAGUGGAAAAUCUUAAUUCUUUGAUAAAUGACCUACAAAAAGACAUCGAAGGCAGCAGGAAAAGAGAGUCUGAGCUACUACUGUUCACAGAAAAGCUCACUAGUAAGAAUGCACAGCUUCAAUCAGAAUCCAAUUCUUUGCAAUCACAGGUUGAUAAACUUUCCUGUAGUGAAAGUCAAUUACAAAGCCAAUGUGAACAUGUGAAACAGACAAAUACUAGUUUGGAAAGUAGAUUGCUCAAAGAAGAAGAACUGCGCAAAGAGGAAGUACAGAUUCUACAAGCUGAACUCACUUGUAAAGAAACAGAAGUUAAAGGGCUGAGUACCCAGGUGGAAGAAUUGAAAGAUGAGCUAGUUACUCAGCGACGCAAACACGCCUCCAAUAUCAAGGAUCUCACCAAGCAACUUCAGCAAGCACGAAGAAAAUUGGAUCAGGUUGAGAAUGGAAGCUAUGAUAAAGAAGUUAGCAGCAUGGGAAGUCGGUCUAGUUCAUCAGGGUCCCUAAAUGCUCGCAGCAGUGCCGAAGAUCGAUCUCCAGAAAAUUCUGGGUCAUCAGUAACUGUGGAUAACUUUCCUGAAGUGGACAAGGCUAUGUUGAUUGAGAGGAUAGUUAGGCUGCAGAAAGCACAUGCUCGGAAAAAUGAAAAGAUAGAAUUUAUGGAAGACCACAUCAAGCAGUUGGUAGAAGAAAUUAGGAAAAAAACAAAAAUAAUUCAGAGUUACAUUUUACGAGAAGAAUCAGGCACACUUUCUUCCGAAGCAUCUGACUUUAACAAAGUGCACUUGAGUAGACGUGGAGGCAUCAUGGCAUCUUUAUACACAUCCCAUCCUGCUGACAGUGGCUUAACACUGGAACUCUCUUUGGAAAUCAACCGAAAGUUACAGGCUGUUUUGGAGGAUACAUUACUAAAAAAUAUUACUUUGAAGGAAAAUCUACAAACACUUGGAACAGAAAUUGAACGUCUUAUUAAACACCAGCAUGAAUUAGAACAGAAGAUGAAGAAAACCUAAUUCAAAGCUCUUGCUCAGCCCUCAGACAGAGCCACACAGCAGCAGGUGCCACUCACCAGUGUUGCUGGAAACUUUCCCUGCUUUGUGUGUCAUCCAGUCACAAAUUUGUUUUGCUUCAUCUGUAUAAAAGAGUACCCUUUUACAAAUGGGUGCCUUGCUGUGUAUGCUGUAAAUACGUAAGCUUUGAUGAAAUCUGUUUUUAUAUGGUACAGUUCAACCACCCGUCACCGAAUCUGAACACUUUGAUUUGCCCAGAAUCAUGAAAUGCUGAACAUUACUAUAAGGGCUUUAAAACAAAGAAACAAAAAACCCUUUAUAUAUAGUUCUUCCCAUUAAAGUACAUUAUGUCACAAAUAACUGAACUUUUCAAAAUUAUGCAUGAAGAGAUCAUUGACCAUUAUCUCCAAUACCAAGAAAACUAAAGAAAUAUUUUUUUUCUGUUUUGCCUGGGUGUGGUGGUACGCACCUGUAUUCCCAGCUACUUGGGAGGCUGAGGCAGGAGGAUCCCUGGAGUUCAAGACAGGAUUGUGCAACAUACUGAGACCCCAUCUGAAGGAGAAAAAAAAAAAUCAUGUUUUGAGACCCUGCUGUAGGGAUGCAUUUGAGUGCUUCAGUCUUUCUGUAUUUGCUUUAAUGAAAAGUAAAAGUAGGAAAGCAGCUAUUAGUAACUCCCAGUGGUCAGCCAUUUUACAAUGUCUCCAUCGGGUCUCUUUGUCUGCCUUAGGCACGGUUUUUGUUUUUUGUUUUUUUAUUUCCCCGAUUUGGAUUGUUUGAGUUUAGUAGUUGAACUUUUUUAGUUACAUUCUGCAGUGUGAAAUGGAUCCAGUCAUUGGAACAGAAAGAAAUACUUGUUUAGAACUGGGUACUACAGUUUUACUGACACUGUAUGUAUACAAAGAAUCGUACGCGUCCUGGAUGGCCCUUGCCCGUUACGCCAGUCACAGUGAGCUGCCACACUCUUCUUCCAAAUGGGCUAUGUCAGCUUAUUUAUAUGAAGCAAAAUAACAUCUCUGUGACAAAGGAAUUUUUAGCCAAACUUUGUAUCUCGUUGGAUUUUUUUUUUUACAAUAUUUAUUUAAAGUAUAGUGCCGAUAUUUCUGUUAGUGAUUUUCUUUGGUACCUCUUAUCAUUUCUUGUCUUAUUCUGAUUUCAUACUGCAUUAUUUUCAAAUCAUUUAUGUAAAGCUUUGGCUUUCCAGCAAGUUCAUUUUUGUUUUGGAUUUUGUUAUCCUUUUCCCCUUAAAUGACUUUUGGGAUGAUGGGUUAAGAGCCUGGAAAUAAUUGUGUGGACUCAUAGUGGCAAUGUCCUUUUAAUAUGUUUUUAGUUUUUAAAUCAAUUUAGCAGUUUAAAAAUAUAAUUUACUAAAUAUUAGAGGAUUAAAUGUAAUCUUAUUUUUCUCAAUAUUGCUGUAUGUUACCUAAACUCAUGUUUUUUAACUUCAUAGUGAAAGUCUGUAUUCAUAGGUGUUUUUAAAUAAGUGUAAAAAAGUAUUAGUCUUAAUAUAUCUUGCUUCUUUAACAAUAAUUUAUCAAAUUUAAAAAUCAAGAGGGAAAGUGCAAUAAAAUAUAAUUUAUUUUCCCGUUUGUUCCUAGAUGUACUGUUAACACUCCAAAGGUCUACUUAGCAUAGACACCUAACUAGAUUUUUCUAGUGAUACAGAUUCAAAAACUACAUUGGAUUUUGUUUUUCUCCAAGGCAUUAAACUUACCAUGGAAAUCAAAUAAUUGUCUAUAUACUUGAAAAAAUAUAUGUUCCUUAUUACUGACAAAAUGGAGCAUUCCAGUAUAUUUAAGCCACCAUCUCCUUGGAGUCAUUUAAUGGUAAAACAAUGUUAGAAGAAAAUUAUUGAAUACCAAAAUUUGAUCAUACGUUUCCUCCCUCCAUGCCCCCCCCCCAUAAAUCUUACACUGUGAAAAGGUUCUGAAGGAAGGGCUUUAAUGUUGGACUUCAGUAUCCACUGGAUCCAUUUGGAUUUAGGACAGAGCAGAACAAUGUAAAACGAAUGUGCGUGUAUCAAAAAUCAGCUCCAGAUGUGAAGUUUUGAGUAACCUCUACCUGUUAACUAUAUUACAUAUACAGUGAGAGGAAUGGAUGUCUGGAAGUAGAUAGACUUGUGGGAAAAGUUGUUUUUUUAUGUUCCUUGUUGUGCACACUGAAGGUGGAUUUUGUUAAUAUUUCGGAAUCUUUAAGAGAGAAAUUUCAUUUGUAUGUAUAUCCUUCCUAGGUUUGAAUUUCAAAAAGUCUGGUAAAGCAGUUUCAGGGAUUGAAAAUGGUGGACUUGAAGGAGUUUAAACUUUUGAUGGUAGUUUUUGGGGGGUGGUUUUGUUUUCUGUCUUCAUAACCAUUUAUUCAUGUAGGCUAUUCAUUUAAUAAACAUUCACUUAAGCAAAAUGAAAAACUUACAUUUCCAGGCACCAAAGAGGUAGUGUGGUUAUGUUGACCAACAGACCAGACAGGGUUCUUUUUGUCCCUGGAUUUGUAGUAUAAUGAAAAUAGCUGGAGGCAAGAAGAGCAGAUCUUUGGGCCACUGGCUUCUGCCAGCCAUUCUUCUGGGCUUUGGAGGGGGUUUAUCUAUUUAGACUAGUAGGUGGCCCAGACUCUUCAGCCUGGCAUGAAGCUGGAAACUUGAGUCCAUGCUGAGGUAGACAAGUGCUUCCACACAUCUCCCAACUCCUUUCAUUGCUUAAUGUUUAUUCUGAAAGAAAGGAAACAAUUCUGAAGAUCAUAAAGUAAUACUAGGUUUUUACAGUGUAGUAAAUUAUUGAUGUCUAUUUGAUACUCAUAUAGAUGAAUCAUGCCAUUAUGUUUCCAAAUGUUUUGCAGUAUAUUUUCUGGAGAUUUUUUUACAUGCAUUUAUUUAGACCAAAAUUUACCAGUAGAAGAAAAAUUCAAGUCAUUAAUAUUGUAAACACUCUGGUGAACGUGGUUGUAUAAGUUAUGUUGUCAUUCAUGCUUUAUAAAGUAGCCUCUUUUUCAAUAACCAUUGACACUAAGAUUGUUAAUUUUCCAUACCAGUUGGUGGCGCCAGAAGCCAGAAAAUUUUCCAGGCUAAACAUGAUAUAUAAUGGAAAAAAUGUCCAAACACAAAUUAGGGGGAAAUAAAUGAAAAAUGGAAUUGCUUACUAGAACAUAUUUUCCUUGGAGUGGAAUUAUUUUUAAAAUGCAUAUGUUUCUCCAUUUUGACUGUGAUCAUGAAAACGUUUAUCUUCCAGAGUACAUAUUUGUGUGCAUUGUAUAGAUAAUUUUUGAUUACCCUGUUCAUUUUGUAAAUAUGUUUCUGUAUAAAAUGAUUCUUUUCAAGAAGAUUCUGUGUAUAUAAUAUCUUAUUAAAUAGGUAAUGCCUGUCUA
Molecule: messenger RNA, 6410 nt
Organism: Dipodomys spectabilis (banner-tailed kangaroo rat)
Lineage: Eukaryota; Metazoa; Chordata; Mammalia; Rodentia; Heteromyidae
Gene: Ccdc186
Product: coiled-coil domain containing 186
Exons: 16
Coding region: 333-3062 (909 amino acids)
Biological process (GO): vesicle cytoskeletal trafficking
Cellular component (GO): trans-Golgi network
Molecular function (GO): small GTPase binding
Source: RefSeq, a predicted model, not a curated record